Messenger RNA from Lampris incognitus (smalleye Pacific opah), 2989 nucleotides. RefSeq names its product RING finger protein 223. The record is from RefSeq and is a predicted model, not a curated record. NCBI's taxonomy places the organism in Eukaryota, Metazoa, Chordata, Actinopteri, Lampriformes, Lampridae. The transcript has 2 exons. Bases 411 to 1127 code for a protein of 238 amino acids. Gene Ontology annotation, molecular function: ubiquitin protein ligase activity. Gene Ontology annotation, biological process: protein ubiquitination.
AGCACACACACCGACACACAGCAGGAAGGCAGCAGGACCUGAGGCUAACGCAAACACUGCAGCUCUCAUGCAAUCACCCAGGCCUUGAGCAUACAUACGCUAACACACACAGACCUGUUGAGGCAACAGGUCAGUGUGAAUGUAAACUGGUACCCAGAAGACCUUGGCUCGGACGACGCGAUAAAACACAACUCUCUACAAAGGUGAACUGACUCCCACUCCCAGCAUGUAUUUGACAGCCCGGCAGUGAGCCGAGCCCCAGCCUGACAACACGGACCAGCAGCUCAUCUGACAUCUUCAUCCAGUAACAGUCAGAUACAAAGAUAGAAGAGGAACGAGAGAACUUCAGACACAGCCGGCACAGAGGGAGGGACAAAGAAGAGUCCUACAGAAGAGUCCUACUCUUGAAGAUGGAACAGACCCCUCAGGUUUGGCACACGCAGGUAUCCCCCCCAAAGGAGCUGCCUGUUGAAGUAGGAAAGAAGUUGUCAGUUAGCGGCCAGCCGGAGUGCUCCAUCUGCUACAAUACCUACGACAAUGUCUUCAAGACCCCUAAGCUCCUGGAUUGCACCCACACCUUCUGCCUAGAGUGCCUCUCCCGGCUGAUGGCCGUUUCACUGGCUGAUCAGGAUGGACGUAGCAGCAGUAGGCUCUCUUGUCCCUUCUGCCGCCACCCCACCAUGCUACCUGAGGAUGGCCCCCCGGCUCUAGCCACUAGUCAGGAGGUUCUCUGUAAGCUGCCCAGCCACCAGCAGCAGGAGGAGCCCGUUUGGCUGGAGGGGGAGAAGUUGUGCUACAAGAGCCACACCAAUGAGGAAGGCUCCAGCACUUCCCCCACUCCCACAGCCCUCUGCAUCUGCAUUGACAUUGGGGCCACUAAGGCGUCUGAGGCCUCAGCCCAGACCAGGCCUCGGACUUUGGGCUUAUUGGACCGUAUGACAGACUGGAAGAGGUUACUGGUCUUCAUUUUUCUCAUGGUGCUCCUGGUGGUAAUUGUGUUGUGGCCUUUACAAUGCAUUGUCACCACAGGUAGCAUGCGCUGCAUGCCACGCACACCAGCAACAGUCAUUGGCACCACCACCACUGCUUUUACCCCAUUCAGCAGGCAAACUUAUUUCCCACAGUAAACAUGUAGCGUAGGUGGACCACACUUCCCAUUACACGUCUUUCACUGAUGAUACGUUACAGACUCGUACAAGUGAUCUGAGCUUCUUUUAACACUGUACUCAAGUGUUACUGCCACACACUGCUACACCCAUCGCAACAUUCAUAAUUCGUUGUGCAAACACUGAUGUGAAAGAUCAGCCAUUUAUGAGACGGCAAUCGUUCCUUCUCAAGCCAAGCACUCGUUCACCUGUAAGAACUACACCCAGACAUAAAUGUUAGGGGGCAAGAUGCGAGGAGAAAGAGCCCUGUGCACAAUCUCACUCCAACAGACGGAAAGAGACUGAAUGUCAGAAUCAAUCAUGUUUAUUUAUCACUACAGACCAUCCCAGCCAGAAGAGUCGCUGCACAGGCUCGCAGCGUCAUGUCAAAGUAGAGGUUAUGUAGCCUGACUUACUGUUCUGAGAAAGUAACACAAAAAUUAUAUAUGCUAAAUUCUUGCACUUCUAUCAACAUUUGAAACGUUUGAAAUUGUAAAAGAUAAGAACUGUUGAGUUAUUCAUAUGUUGAACUGUACACACAAAAGCAGUGCGUUAGUUCAUCUGUUGGACCAGUGACCUGCAUGACAACAAAGCUGUUGCCAUUGUAGGAGAAUCCCUCGGUGGGACAUUCAGUAGUGACAUUAGAAUCACUUCCAUUGUAUCAAAGACCGACGAAUGUGUCCACCACAAUCCUCAAUGAACUCUCAGCGCCACCUCUGCCAAAUCUUUCUAAAUUUCCAGAAAACAGCGCUAUGAUGUUGGCUAUAACUCUGUCAAUGUUUAACUUGUUAGUGUAAUUGAAGAAAGUCAGUAGAAAAUGAAAAAAGUGGCAACCAAGAAUUUUAAUUUUGCAGUUUUUCAUUUUCAACUGUUGUACAUUUCAUCCGAGUGUUAUUGUUUACAGAAGUGUAAUGAAACAAAACAUGAUAAAAAAAAAGUGGGGCAUUAGCUCAGUUCAUCCUGAAAAUUGGUCAUGAUGAUCUUACUGAAAUUGUUGUUUUGUUAAACAAGACUUUGUUAUAUUACGAAAAAUGACUACAUGGUUUGAAAGCUAUUGGAACAUUUGUGUGACUUAUGUGUUUGUAUUAUUUCCUCCAACACCAGAGAAAGCAUAGUUAACCACCAACACUAACAAAGACAAAAAUAUAUACUCAGGAUGCAACUUAAUAUAAGAAGUAUUCUGGCAAACUUAGCCCUAUGGGUUGUGUAAAAACACAAACCUUCUUUAUUCUCACAAAAAGUCCUUUUACCCCUGGAGAAGGUGUGUACGAGAAGGGGCUGUUUCUGUGGAAUCCUCCAUUAAGCCAACAUAUGACAUGAUGCUCACGACUCGGUUUCAUGUUACCUUCACCUCUAACAUCAUGACAUUCACAAGGAUGUAGGCAUAAUACUAAUUUAAAAAAAAAACAAUUUUCUCGUCAUUUUAAUCCACUUGUAAAUUGUGAAAAUAAAAGCUGGUCAACAAUACCUCAUGUAAAUAACAGGCACAGAUAUAUUUUAAAAACAGGCCAGUAUACUAAACAACCCUUCUCAGGAUAAAUAUAUGUGAAAAAAAGUGACAAUUGUAGAAAGGAAAUCAAUAAAACCCUUUUCAGAUAAGGAGGCAGAAUGGAGUCCAACAAUACAUGAAGAGGUCACCAUUCUCUCGCACAGGGAAUACACCUGGGGAAACGGGUAAGGAUGUGGUAAGCUACCAUAUUAUAUUGGCCUCUCCAUCUCUGUUGGGGAAAGUCUUGACGCAUGCUCAAUAAUCCAGGGAAGAAAGUCAAAGAAGGUUGAAGAAGUUCAUCUGGACACCACAUUACACUUCUUCAUGUAUGCAGAUAAACUGAUUCAACCUUCUC